Molecule: messenger RNA, 1476 nt
Organism: Lathyrus sativus (Indian pea)
Lineage: Eukaryota; Viridiplantae; Streptophyta; Magnoliopsida; Fabales; Fabaceae
Source: the annotation of a GenBank genome assembly
AUGAAGAUUGAUACUGUUUCUGGAGAAAGGAAAUCACGCAAGAGACGCAGUAGUGGAAGAAGGGACUCAGUGGAAGAUACUCUUGAGAAGUGGAAGAAAUACAAUAAGCAACAGCAACAAAAGCUUGGUUGUGGAGAUAAUGGAGCUGAAAAGAUUCACAAAGCUCCUGCAAAAGGUUCAAGAAAAGGGUGCAUGAGAGGAAAAGGUGGUCCUCAGAAUUCAGAUUGCAAUUUCAGAGGAGUUAGACAGAGGAUUUGGGGUAAAUGGGUUGCAGAGAUUCGCGAACCUAUCAAUGGUAAACAUGUUGGUGAGAAAGCAAAUAGGCUUUGGCUUGGUACUUUUUCUACUGCACAUGAAGCUGCUCUUGCUUAUGAUAAAGCAGCUAAGGCUAUGUAUGGACCUAGUGCUCGUUUGAACUUUCCUAAUGGAUUACCACCACCUUCAUCAUCAAGUGGUGGUUCUGUUGAUUCAUUGAAUGGUGAGGAGGAUCUUGCAAAAGUUGUAGAGUUGGAGGGUAAUCUUAGUCAGUCUGAUGAAGAGAAUAAGAUUCUUUCUGAAGAUUUUGUUGCUGAUGACGACUCAGUCGAGGUAUUGAAGGAAGGGAAAAUAGCUGGCACUGUCCAAUGUAUAACCAAUAAGAGAUGUAAGAAAAUUGUUCAUCAAGAGCCCUACAAGAAUGUUAAAUCUGAAACACGUGGAGAGAAAGAAUGGCUAGAGAGUGAAUCAGAGAAGGUUUUGGAGAAUUCUGGCAUGGGUGGAGAGUGUUAUCAUGUACAGGAGGAGUAUAUAGAUUUAGCCCUGAACUCAGGAGCUGAUUGUGGAUCUUUUGAUAUAGCAGAAAAUGGGAUUCUGGUGAAGACUGAGGAAACAAUCAGAGGAUCAGUGGAGGAUUUGGAAACCUUUGAGUUGAACUGCAACAACAAUUUCCUUGGAAACCUGCACAAUAUGCUUCCAGAUAUCAAUCCAAGACCAGAUUCUGAGUAUUCUAACAUCAAAACCGUCGCUUCUCUUGCAAAGAAACAUAAGAAUAGAGAUUCUGAUGAGAUGAAAAAUGAGCUUAAGGGAUUGGAAUGCAAGCUGAGAGGCCAAUCUAUUGAUUGCAAUAAUGAUGAGGCUCAGAGAUUACCUUGCGUGCAGGGAAUUCAUUUGUUUGGUGGCGGCAGUGUUGGACCAGUUGAAAGAAUGUCCCAAGUUGAGGCUUUGAACAUCAACACUAAUAAAAGCACUAAUUUAAAAGAGAGAGGAAAUAAUGGAAGUGCACCUCAUGGAUUGAGUUCAGGGCAAAGUAGGAAGCUGAGUGAUCUUUCUCAACAGCUGCAGAAGUUAGGUGGUUACUUGCCUGAAAAUUGGAAUAAUAUGCAGUUUGCAGAUCUUGAAGUUGGUUAUGAUUAUAGUUUCUUAAAACCUGAUUAUGAUUUUGGCUUACUAGAAGAGCAAAAGUUGCUAGAUAUAUGUUUUUCACAUAUAGGAUCUUAA